GUGGGAGCGAUCCAAGCCAACGCAGUGGAUGACGGGCAGUGGUCUCAGGGACUCAUUUCAGCCGCUCGGAUGGUUGCUGCAGCGACCAACAACCUGUGUGAGGCGGCCAACUCCGCGGUGCAGGGGCACGCCAGCGAGGAGAAGCUCAUCUCGUCGGCCAAGCAGGUGGCAGCGUCCACCGCUCAGCUGCUGGUCGCCUGCAAGGUCAAGGCCGACACGGACUCCCAGACCAUGAAGAGGCUGCAGGCUGCUGGAAACGCUGUGAAGCGAGCGUCUGACAACCUGGUGAAAGCGGCGCAGAAAGCAGCGUUCGAUGCUCAGGAUGACCAGGCUGUGGUGGUCAACAAUAAGAUGGUGGGAGGAAUCGCUCAGAUCAUGGCCGCUCAGGCGGAGAUGCUGCGGAAAGAGAGGGAGCUGGACGAGGCCAGGAAGAAGCUGGCCAUGAUCCGACAGCAGCAGUACAAGUUCCUCCCCACAGAGCUGCUGCAGGACGGCCAAGAGCAGUGAGCCAGUGUGUGUGUGUGAGUGUGUGUCUGUAUGUGUGUAAUGUAACAGUGAUUCAGGACCUUCCCCGGCUCCCUGAGGACAGGAGGCUCCACCGAACAUCACAUCCAGUUCCUCAGGACGCUUUUUAUCUUUAUUCCAUUUUCAAAAACAACGCCAAUGAUUAUUGAAUCUCAUGAAAUAUUCUCCUUAAGUCCUGAUGAGCGUCUGAGCUUUUGAUUAUAUUUGAUCUUCUACGUGUUCCUCUGUUUCUUCUCCGCCUUGCAUGUCGUCAUUUUGUAUAUUAUGUGUUUCCGUAUGAACCGACGUCGCCAGUAAAUUCUGCCGGUACAACGUCGCUGUUAGAUCUCAGAUAUGAGGGCGAGCGCAGUGUAUGCUAACUAUGCUAGCUAUGCAAACAAAUGUAUUCUAUGCAGAUGAUUCUUUUUUUGUAUUUCCGUCUCUGGUCACAUGACUGAUGAUGUGUCACGUGUUGGAAUCUGAGAUAAACUUUUUGCUGUUUUCAACUUUGGAUUUGGAACAAAAUCAACUUUGCGAUGAAACAAAUCAGUGGGAAAACUUUUUUAAAGGUCGAGAUAUGAAAUGUAUGAACUUCCAGUUAAUGUCAAAGUGUUUGUGUGUUCGGAUCAAAGCAGCCGCAGUAUUGAGGAUUAGUUCAGUCGUGUUUAUGUAAAGAUUAUGAAGCCAUAUAUUUAACUUUAAGCAUCGUAUUGACUCUGUGCGGAUGCUCAGUAUUGACUCACUCCAGUAACAUGUUUGUGUUGCGGUGCUUCGUACUUCCUGUUUCCUUUACACUUCAGUGCUUUUAAAGUGAUGAUGAAAUGUGCCCAGUAUAAUUUCCUGAUGCCAAACAUUUACCCUCUUAAGUGCACUUACUUCAAACUGUCGUUCAUUUCAAUAAGAAAACCUCACACUCCUUUCCUCCACUUUAUUUCUAGAGCAGAAAGAUCCACACGUCUAAUAUAAAAUGACUGUAAUCAUAGAAGUGUAUGAAGCGAUGCUGGUGAGCAGUCCCACCUCCUGUAACAGAUUUAUAUUCAAUAAAACCAGUUUUACAGUGAAA
Messenger RNA from Paralichthys olivaceus (Japanese flounder), 1567 nucleotides. NCBI's taxonomy places the organism in Eukaryota, Metazoa, Chordata, Actinopteri, Pleuronectiformes, Paralichthyidae. The record is from RefSeq and is a predicted model, not a curated record.